GAACCGUUAAUUCGAACGGCGAGCUGAGAGUGAUGUAAAUUCAACAUACUCUGACAGAUUGUAUUUUUUCGGUGUCAUCCGUGUCAUCAUAUUAUUUUUGAAGAUUAUUUUCAUUUGUGCUUCAUUCGUUAAUAUAUUUUUCUAAAUCAUGAAUUCACCGGUGGAUCCACGACGGGCAGAUAAAAUUAAUCGCUACAAACCACCCAGUCAGGGUGCUGGCAGCGAGGAUCUUGUGCCCGAUUACAUGAAUAUUUUAGGUAUGAUAUUUUCCAUGUGUGGUCUCAUGAUGAAGUUGAAAUGGUGUGCUUGGAUAGCCCUUUAUUGCUCUUGCAUCAGCUUUGCCAACUCCAGAGCGUCAGAUGACGCAAAACAGGUGCUGUCUUCGUUUAUGCUGAGUGUUAGUGCAGUCGUCAUGUCAUAUCUUCAAAAUCCAGCCCCAAUGACCCCACCCUGGGCUUCAUAAUUAUACAUCCACUAAGCUAAUAUACGGAUCAAAUAAAGAUACCUUUAAGUGAACAACUGGCAAG
Molecule: messenger RNA, 527 nt
Organism: Bradysia coprophila
Lineage: Eukaryota; Metazoa; Arthropoda; Insecta; Diptera; Sciaridae
Product: protein Asterix
Biological process (GO): protein insertion into ER membrane
Cellular component (GO): endoplasmic reticulum membrane
Molecular function (GO): protein folding chaperone
Source: RefSeq, a predicted model, not a curated record